This is a messenger RNA of Arabidopsis lyrata subsp. lyrata, 1001 nucleotides long. RefSeq names its product ras-related protein RABA5e. The transcript has 2 exons. NCBI's taxonomy places the organism in Eukaryota, Viridiplantae, Streptophyta, Magnoliopsida, Brassicales, Brassicaceae. Gene Ontology annotation, molecular function: GTP binding; GTPase activity. Bases 173 to 829 code for a protein of 218 amino acids. Gene Ontology annotation, cellular component: endosome. The record is from RefSeq and is a predicted model, not a curated record.
AAACUGAUAGUAUUUGGGAAAGAAAAGGGAACGAUAUUAAAGAGGGGCACUUAAUGCGCAGUAUGUCCGUCCUCUUGUGCCAGCUUGUUGCACCGUCUCCUCUCUUUCUCUCUCUCGAAACCGUAAUAGAGAGAGCAGAAGAAGAAGAAGAAGAAGAAGAAGGAAGAUAACGAUGUCUUCGGACGACGAAGGAAGAGAGGAGUAUCUCUUCAAGAUAGUUGUCAUCGGCGACUCUGCGGUCGGUAAAUCAAAUCUUCUGUCUCGUUACGCUCGUAACGAGUUCAGUGCGAAUUCCAAGGCGACGAUCGGAGUCGAGUUUCAGACGCAGAGUAUGGCGAUUGAAGGUAAAGAGGUUAAGGCUCAGAUUUGGGACACUGCUGGUCAAGAGCGGUUUCGUGCCGUCACUUCCGCUUACUACCGUGGCGCUGUCGGUGCGCUCGUCGUCUACGACAUUACCCGCCGCACCACUUUCGAAAGCGUUGGACGUUGGCUCGAUGAACUUAAGAUACAUUCGGAUACAACGGUGGCGAGAAUGCUGGUGGGGAACAAGUGUGAUCUAGAAAACAUAAGAGCAGUGAGCGUGGACGAAGGAAAGGCCCUAGCAGAAGCCGAGGGGCUCUUCUUUGUGGAAACAUCGGCUCUUGAUUCCACCAAUGUUAAAACAGCUUUCGAAAUGGUGAUACUUGACAUCUACAAUAACGUGAGCCGUAAGCAACUCAACUCAGACACUUAUAAAGAUAAACUCACCGUGAACCGGGUAAGUCUUGUUAAGGAUGAUAACUCUGCCUCCAAACAAAGCUCUGGUUUCUCUUGUUGUUCUUCCACUUGAUAAUACCACCCAAUAUUAUCUUUUUUGUUUCUUAAUUUUAUUUCCCUUUUCUUUCUCAUUGUAACUUUAUUGUUUUUUUCCUUUGUCUCAUAGAAGAAAAAGAAGAGAAAUUCAUGAACUGUAAUUUAUUUGUCACAUUAUAAGUUUGGCAAACAUUGAAAGGAUCUAUUCA